Equus caballus (horse) is the source of this 4093-nucleotide messenger RNA. It is a transcript of the gene CYTH3, whose product is annotated as cytohesin 3. The record is from RefSeq and is a predicted model, not a curated record. NCBI's taxonomy places the organism in Eukaryota, Metazoa, Chordata, Mammalia, Perissodactyla, Equidae. Gene Ontology annotation, molecular function: guanyl-nucleotide exchange factor activity. Gene Ontology annotation, biological process: regulation of ARF protein signal transduction.
GGGAGCGGCCUCAAGAUGGACGGGGACGGCGGCGGCGGCGGCGAGGGCGGCGGCGUGCCUGAAGACCUCUCCUUAGAAGAGAGAGAAGAACUUUUAGACAUUCGUCGAAGGAAAAAGGAACUUAUUGAUGACAUUGAGAGACUGAAAUACGAAAUUGCUGAAGUGAUGACGGAGAUCGACAACCUGACUUCCGUAGAGGAGAGCAAAACGACUCAGCGGAACAAGCAGAUCGCGAUGGGGAGGAAGAAAUUCAACAUGGACCCCAAAAAGGGAAUUCAGUUCCUAAUAGAGAAUGACCUGCUGCAGAGUUCCCCAGAAGACGUGGCCCAGUUCCUGUAUAAAGGAGAAGGUCUAAAUAAAACCGUCAUUGGGGACUACCUGGGGGAGAGGGACGACUUUAAUAUCAGAGUCCUCCAGGCUUUUGUCGAACUCCAUGAGUUUGCCGACCUCAACCUCGUCCAGGCCUUGAGGCAAUUCUUGUGGAGCUUCAGACUUCCAGGGGAGGCUCAGAAGAUUGACCGCAUGAUGGAGGCGUUCGCGUCCCGCUACUGCCUGUGUAACCCCGGCGUCUUCCAGUCCACGGACACGUGCUACGUGCUGUCGUUUGCCAUCAUCAUGCUCAACACGAGCCUCCACAACCACAACGUGCGGGACAAGCCCACCGCCGAGCGCUUCAUCACCAUGAACCGAGGCAUCAACGAGGGAGGGGACCUCCCAGAGGAGCUGUUGAGGAACUUGUACGAGAGCAUCAAGAACGAGCCGUUCAAGAUCCCGGAGGACGACGGCAACGACCUGACGCACACCUUCUUCAACCCCGACCGGGAGGGCUGGCUCUUGAAGCUGGGGGGGCGCGUGAAGACCUGGAAGCGGCGCUGGUUCAUCCUGACCGACAACUGCUUGUACUACUUUGAGUACACCACGGACAAGGAGCCCAGGGGCAUCAUCCCGCUGGAAAACCUGAGCAUCAGGGAGGUGGAGGACCCCCGGAAACCCAACUGCUUUGAGCUCUAUAACCCGAGCCACAAAGGGCAGGUCAUCAAAGCCUGCAAAACGGAAGCCGACGGCCGAGUGGUGGAGGGCAACCACGUGGUGUACCGGAUCUCGGCGCCCAGCCCCGAGGAGAAGGAGGAGUGGAUGAAGUCCAUCAGAGCGAGCAUCAGUAGGGAUCCUUUCUACGACAUGUUGGCCACAAGGAAAAGGAGGAUUGCCAAUAAAAAGUAGAGCUCUCCUGGCCUGGACAGGUAAAAGGAAAAACCAAACCCCACAGCAGAGAGUGACUGGAGGCCUCCCCAGGACCCCCUGGGCCCCGGAGGCCUUUUCCAGAGGCGUCUCUGGGAGGCGCUGCCUCCGGGCUGUGCUCUGGGGUUGCCCAGGCCCCCGAGGCGGCCCGUGCGCGUGUCUGGGAUGUUGUCAGCUGUGAGCCUCUCCUUACUCCCGAGCUGCCCGCGCCCGCAGAUGUCGCCACCAUCCUCCUCGCCGGCCCCGCCCGCAGCAACGCCCGGGAACCUCACUGCCGCCAGUGGCGCCAUGUGCGCUCACGGUGCCGGUGCUCACUGUUCCGGAAGCCACCGAUUUCUAGCAAAGCAGGAAAGGAAAAGCUACCACUUUUUUAUUCAGAGUUUUUUUUCUCAGAUAUAUAUGAUUCUAGCUUUUAUAUGCCUUUUUAUAUUCUGAAAUUAUAAUGAAAGAUACUUUCUAACAGUAGUAUUUUUAGAAUGGCAGCUAUAAGUUUAACUCCUGGACACAAGUAUGUACUGUGUGCACUGAAAGAAAUGCCACACACACACACACACACACACACACACACACACACGUAUGCAGUGCCUGGAGGGCGGGUGAGGCAGGGCGCUUGCACGGGGCGGGGCGCUGGGGGGGGGGGCCUUUCUGUCAGCGAGGGGCGCCCUUGUCGCUCCUGGUGGAGCCAGAUGCCCUGUGUCCUCAAGGGCGACACGCACUGGGUGGGGCUGGGGCUCCAGGUGUCCAGGUCCCCCAGGACCUCUCUCCAGCUCAGACUUCAUGGCCCCACAGACACUUUCUAAAAAGGCAAAUCAUUAAUAUAAGUUGUGGUUUUGGGCGUUUAUCCUGUAACUGCUGAACCCCAGCGCUGCUAGUCUGUACGUUGAACCAGGUGAAACAGCUAAGAUUUGACUGUUCCUGACCCCACACGGCAGUUUCACGGUUCAGCUGCACACGUGGCUCAGACUGGCUUUUGACCACGGUCUUCGCUAUUCAAAACCUGUUGGCAAAAUGAACACUUACUUUACUGACCUGAUGAUAAUUUGAGCAGAUUCCUCAAUGUAACGUAUAGACAGGUAACUAGAAAUAAGCCUGUUCCGUGUUUGCAGAGAUUUAAUCUGCUGUUAUGAGGAGGGAAAGAGCAGCUGUGGGAGGAACAUGGGCGGCGCUUAGGUUUUCCUGUAAAUAGUUGCAAACCCCAAGUAUCUGCCGGUGGUGGAACUUGGGGAGAUCACGACCAGGAGCUGGUCGGGCUGCGUGUUGGCGUGAGUGGGUGAGGCUGACCCGGGAGCUGGCCGAGCCGGGCUGUCCUCAGGAUGGCCAGGGACAGAGGCCUGCCUUUGUAUCGGACCCCCCGGCCCCACCCAGCGCCCGGCCCUGCACUGGCUGGGCUGCGUAGACGCCCCGAGUCUGCACCCUCUGGAGGUCAUUAACUCCUGUGCACGAUCAAGUCCAAGGAGGGGAUCCUCUGACUGCGCCCUGACGCGGAGGUCCCCCAGGAGUCACCUGCCUGUGAGUUGCCUUGACACUGAGCCUGCGGGCGGUGGGCCCCUGGCCCUGGUGCAGCUGACCUUGACGUAGCUUUAAGACACACUAGACAGCAAAGGGGUCUGAGCCCAUGACGCUCCGACAGGCAUCAAACGGAUUUUUUUGGUCACUUCCUGAGCUUUUAGGCUUUGUUACUGUACCGAUACCUCAGAUUUGAAACUUUAGUUUUUGAGAAAGGCAAGUCAGCGUUCCUGAAAUGCGACUGGUAUAUAUGCAACUCUGGCCUCAGUCUUCCAGGAAAACAGAGACGCUGCCCGGACCCCAGACCAUGUGCUGCCGCCACUGCUGCCACCUCGCCCACUCAUCGUGUCUCGAGGAAAACCUGGUGUCAGGCUCCUUUGUCUGCCUCCAGGACCCUGGGGGUGGCGGGGCGCUCCGUCUCGGUUUGGCCUCAGGUGGGGCUGGGAGAAGGGAGCGGAAGGGAGCACCGUGAGCAGCUGUUCCUCUGGGCGUCUGUAGAGGCCCCUUGCCCGGUGGCCCCGGCCCAGGGCCGAUGCAGAAGCCGGUGCUGAGGGUCUCUAACCGCCAUCAGAGCGUUACCUGGAAUCAUCUAAUUGCAGGCGGUGUUGUGACAGUAUUAAGCUGACAGGCAGGCGGCCGUCACUCCCACCAAGCCCCCGGGUCAGGGGCCGUGGGGGAGGGCCUGUGGCCUGGACCUCAGCAUGGUCGCGCGCCCUCCUCCCCACCCCCGUCCGCGCUCAGGGCUCCGAUCAGCCGUCCGGCUCUGGCCAAAGACAGCUUCCUUCGGGACACGAGGCCAGGGGCGUGGGGGGCGAGGGGAGGCGGCGGCUUCCACGGCCCAGCCUGUUACCGUGGGAGGGUUAACGGGACGACCCUGGGCCCAGACAGGCGACAGUGUCUUCAGGAUCACAGAACAUUUUCGAGCAGUUUAAUGUGGUACCAAACUGAGUCAAAAUAGGAGCUAUUUAUAGAUGGAGCGGCCUUUAAUGCUUCAUAUAAAGCAGCGCAUAUUUUUAAGGUUAAAAUGCGUCUAUCUGCAUAGAUGUGCUUUGCCCAGAAGUUAGGUCUGUUCUAGACCAGAAACCACACGUUGUGAUUUCUCAUUUUAUUUUUUCUUAGGAAACAUUUCUAUUUACAGUAAAUAUAGUUAAUAUGUAAAUAAUGUACAUAUAGAUUGACUUCUGGAGUGUUUGUUUUUCAAUGUAUAUACUCCCACAACGUGCAUGAAGAAAUAUCCUAUAUCUAUUGAUAUUUUGUUGUAAAGUGAAUAGUUAGUCAAAUUGGAGGGUGUAUGGCUAUCAAAUUGCAAAUACUGUGUUCACUAAAUAAAAAUCGAACGCACUGUUCA